AGACGCAGGAUACACUCUCACUGCUGCACAGCUGAGUGUGUGCACGAGAAAGAAGAAACCUCUCUCAAGGAUUACAAUCAGGAAACAAUUUCCUGGAGUUAUCGGUUUUUAUAAAUUGGAUUAAGAAAGACAUCUGGAACCCCAGAGAUGUGUGGGUGGGGAGCGGUCCUGAAUGGGUGAUUAAGUACUCAAGGAUGACUGGAUAAAAGCUUCCAGCAGCGGACGAUCCUCCUGAGGUGUCUGCUUGACGCGCUGCAGGUGUGAACUUUAUGUCCUUUCGAGGCCAUGGAGGACUGGGAGCAAACCUGGUGACACAUCUCUCAGAUUUCACUCCGAUCUCUGGGGCACCUGCUCAUCACUGAAAUUGCUUUCCAUCCUUCCCAAGUUUCUGACUUCAAAAGCGCGGGCCGAUCUUCCACAGGGGCAUAGUUUGCCUGUAUUCAAAACACAUUGGAGAAGCUUGUAAUUAUGCCCUCACUCUCAUUAUCUCUGUUUCUUCUGCUGCACGACUGAGAGGUGAGGGAGAAGUGGAUCAGAGAGCGGGGAGGGUUUUUUUUUUCCCUUUAAGAUUAGAGAAGGUAGAAAGAGGGAGAGAGAGGAAGGCAAAAAGGGGGGGAGGGAGAAAUAAACAGAGGCAGUUUAAGGCGGUAAACACGUCCCCGUCCAGAGGCAGCUCUCCUCUAAACACAUCAGGCAUAAAUCAGCAUCCGUCUGAGACAGGAGGACGAACUGGAGCGAGUAGAAAACACUGUGGUUGUCAGUCUGGAAACACUGGAGAGAAGAUAAAGUCGAGAAAUUAUUUGUGAGAUUAAAAAAGUUGGAGAAGGAACCGCAGACAUGGACUCAGACGUCUCCCACGGCUUCUCUUGUCUUUGCAGCAACAUGAAACAGCAGCACAUGAGGAGGAGCAACGGCGGUGGCGUCUUCCAGACUGGAUCCACCUCCAGACCCCACCGGCCUCCGCUCCACCCCAGGACCCUGCUCCUGCUGCCCCUGCUGCUGCUGCUCUGUCUCUCCCUGUGGAGCCAGCAGGCCGAGGCCCUGGUCCACUCCAGCUUCAGGCGGCUCAGCGGCCGCGAGAAGAAAGAGAUGCAGAAGGAGAUCUUGUCCAUCCUGGGUCUGCCGGGGAGACCCAGACCCCACCCGCCGCUGAGACCGCCCUCCUCCGCGCCCCUCUUCAUGCUGGACCUGUACCACGCCAUGUCGGUCGACGGGGAGGACGAAGGGAAUGAGAUUAUUGUAAAUGGACCCGGGAUGGGGAAGUUUGGAGGGGCAGAGAGGCUGGCUCAGGUCAGCCACGCGGUCCUGCCGACCCUCAGCACGCACACGCCGCCGCUGGGCACGGUGGUCAGCGAGGCCGACACGGUGAUGAGCUUCGUCAACCUGGUGGAGCAGGAGCGUGACCUCCUGCAGCCUCGUCCGUACUGGAAGGAGUUUCGUUUCGACCUGACUCCGCUCCCUCAGGGUGAGACGGUGACGGCGGCAGAGUUUCGUAUCUAUAAGACGCUGACGAUGGGCCAGAGGGCCAACCGGACACUGCACAUCUCCGUCUACGAGAUCCAGCGAGAGAGCAGACACAGAGAGCCAGAGCUGGUGCUGCUGGACAUGCAGUCUGUGCCUGCAGGACAGGAGGGCUGGCUGGCCUUCGACGUCACCUCGGCCUCCAACCACUGGCUGCUCCACCCCCGCAGCAACCUGGGCAUCCGCCUGUACGUGGAGACGGAGGAGGACCGCUCCCUGUCUGCAGGCUGGAUCGGGCUGGUGGGCCGCAGGGGCCCCCGCUCCAAACAGCCCUUCAUGGUGACCUUCUUCAGGGAGAGUCAGGUCCCAUGUCGGCCGCCGCGAGCCGUCAAGCCACAUCCCCGCAGGAAGAAACCCAAAUACGACCUGCCAGUCCCCAGCAUCCACAAUCGGAGUCCUGCUAACAGCGGAGGUCAGCCCUGCAAAAAACACGAACUCUACGUCAGCUUCAGUGACCUGGGAUGGAAGGACUGGGUUUUGGCGCCCACUGGAUAUUCAGCUUAUUACUGUGACGGCGAGUGUUUUUAUCCUCUGGGCUCCUGCAUGAACGCCACCAACCACGCCCUCAUCCAGCAAGUGGUCCACCUGCUGAAGCCUGACGAGGUCCCUAAGGCGUGCUGCGCCCCCACCAAGCUCAGCCCCAUCUCUGUCCUCUUCUACGACGACAACAACAACGUCAUCCUCAAAAAGCACCGGAACAUGGUGGUGAAGACCUGCGGCUGUCUAUGAGAUUUGGAAAUGUUCCACACAGAUGCUGAAAAUAGUCCAAAACCUAAUAAAAUGUACACAGAUUUUUUUUCUCCCCUCAUAUGUGGACUCAGUGAUUUAAAUUGGGUUUUUUUCUAAUUCCAAAUCAGACCCUUUGCUUUAACAUUUUCUUUCAAAAUUUCACUAUUUUCUGGGUAAUCGAUAUUUGUUUAUGUUGAAUUGUCAGCUGGGCCUUUGCACUUGAAUGCCUCACUUAAUUAGUUCAGAUUUAGUUUUCAUAGAAGGGUUUAUUUGGGAAUUUGGAGCAGAACCUACAGUUAAUGAUGCCUGUUGUAUUUUAGCAAGAAAGAAAAUUAAGUGACAGCACUACUUUUGUUGCAACACAGUCUGAUACAAAGACGAAAUGUAAAAUCAUAUUGAAUUAAUAAAAUAAAUAUUCACAUUC
Molecule: messenger RNA, 2674 nt
Organism: Centropristis striata (black sea bass)
Lineage: Eukaryota; Metazoa; Chordata; Actinopteri; Perciformes; Serranidae
Gene: bmp8a
Product: bone morphogenetic protein 8a
Exons: 7
Coding region: 838-2250 (470 amino acids)
Biological process (GO): SMAD protein signal transduction
Cellular component (GO): extracellular region
Molecular function (GO): growth factor activity; cytokine activity
Source: RefSeq, a predicted model, not a curated record